Molecule: messenger RNA, 2229 nt
Organism: Cloeon dipterum
Lineage: Eukaryota; Metazoa; Arthropoda; Insecta; Ephemeroptera; Baetidae
Exons: 5
Coding region: 532-2205 (557 amino acids)
Biological process (GO): engulfment of apoptotic cell; apoptotic process involved in development; phosphatidylserine exposure on apoptotic cell surface
Cellular component (GO): plasma membrane
Source: RefSeq, a predicted model, not a curated record
GUUUGUGACCGUUGCGCAAGCAUCGCCUUCUUGAAUUUUUUUGACACGCUAGUUUCAAUUCUUUUUGCGCUCUGCGCGGUCUUCAAAAGGCGUAUCGCCGGAAUUGAGUCAUAGGCUCGUUCAAUUUGCAAAAAUGCACGUACCGGUGUAACGCGAGGCCGUCAGUAGUGAGGUGUGCUAUUACUGAAGAAGAGCUUUCGAAAUCUUAUCUUAUCAAAACUGGGAGAGGGGCGUCAUCGACACCAGAAAGCGUGAGUUAGUCAGUUCCCUAGUUAAUGACUGGAAACAACGCGGCGACUGCUUUGGUCUUUCUCACGCACAGCAGUGACAGUUUGUGUGUUAGCAGUGGAAAACUCACCAGCCGCGCUUUUGGACGUUUGUCAGUGCGAGUUCGUGUUCAUUCUGCAGGCUAAAAACGUCCAUUAUCAACGACGCAAAAUGUGUGGUUCCACGAACUGUUUUGAAAGUCUCACUCGGCAGCGAUUUGAUAACGUAAGGCGCGCCUAGAGAAUUACCCAAUGUGUCAUCAACAUGGAACAGUUAUUUCAAAGUGGAGCAACGUUAAAUGCUGGCUGGCGUGCAGCAUGGAUGGCUUUCCAGACGUUCAUAUUCAUAGUGGACAUGGUGUCGGACCUGGCUGUUGCCAUCCAGCUCUUUAAAAGAGCAGUGUGGGCCGGUGCCGUGUGCCUCAGCCUAAUCUUACUGCCCAUCAUAGCUUAUGGCGUUCAUGAAACUGUGAAAUUGGUCUCAUCCAAGGAGAAAACAACGUGGCAAAGUGUCGUGGGAAGAAUUCUGGACGUGCUGUUUUGUCCGAUGUUUGCUUUCAUAAGGUAUUUGGAGAAGCUAUUUUGGCUUGUCGAGCAAAGCAUCUCAAGGAGACAGGAACAGAAAGAGCUGGCAGAGCAAAGGGCAAACCAACCUCGCCGUAUUGAGUGGUACAUGGGGUGGCGGGCGCUCUUUCAGGCGGCCCCGCAGUCCCUGCUGCAAAUGAUGCAGCUGAUUCUCAUUGCAGACGUCAAUCUACGAGCUCUACAAGUGGUUUGCGGUUUCACAUCAAUCAUCUCAGUUACCAUAUUCGCCAGCAAAUUCACGCGGUUUGAAUCGCAAGAUUCAAACAUCGCUCCAUGGCAGCACCAGAAACUGAUCUCGAACAAGCACUCAAAAUGCCAAAGGAAGCCGAUUUAUAAGGCUCAAAGUGAGGAAGAACAAAAAACACUUCGGGGUGACCAGCCCGACUCGACGAAACUCGCCCCCUUGACCAUCGGCCUGGAGAGAAACAAAGACAGCGGUAUCGAGCCCGACAUGCCUGAAACACCGUCACCACCCCCGCUGCCCCCGAGGGCGUCCACCCUCAGCGCACCCAGCAGACCGCCAUCCAGGGUGAUUCACACCAACGACAUGGACUCGAUUUUGAGCGAGGAUGAUUUCAAGAAGAUGCCCUUCCUGCGAUUCUCCUACGUGGAGAGAAGCGAAAGGUUGACUCUGCAGGCGGACGUGUCCAACAGGAGGUCGUCCUACCAUUACUUGCAAGCGAUCGAAAGCGACAGCAGCAAGCGGACCUCAAGUGUGUCGCAGCCGCACCUUUCGCCUCCCGAAUUUCAUGCGCCCGCGCCUCCUGAUUUUCCAGCCCCCGCACCGCCUGAUAAAUUAAGCACAGUUGCUAGGUCUACAGUGCAACUUCCUACACGAAAGAAAGGCAGAAAAUAUUUGGAGAGUGAUUCAACGGUCGGCCUUUGCAUUCUCCAUGUGCAUUGGUUCCUCUUUUCCAUCUCCCGCGUGAUCGCCAUCGGAGGCCUUUUGACCGUGGUGGCGGAGCAGCUGUUUGCAGCUCUGAUGGCCGCUGGCCUCACUGUGGCCCAUAUCGUCGUCAUGAGUGUUGUGCUGACAGUCAACAGCGAUAGGUCCACCACUAAAAUUUGGCGCAGUGUCGUAUUGGCAAUUGCCUCGUUUUAUUGCCUCCUUGAAUACGGAGUGAAAUUUGAGAAAAUCUCGAGAAUCAUGCUGAUUUACUGGCCAAUCUGCUUUGUGGAGAAUUUCGCAGCUGGAUUUAUUGUUUAUAGGCCAGAUUUGACAAUGGAAAUGGAGAGUUGGUGGUUUACCUACUUGUUUUACACAAUGAUUGUGACUUAUGGUCUCGCAGUGGCUUGUUUAGCCUUUUACAAAGUGGUUCUUUCGCCAAAAAGAUAUGUGAUUUAUUAUGAGUGAUUAAAUUACAAUUAUAUGUUUUUU